Messenger RNA from Zeugodacus cucurbitae (melon fly), 1489 nucleotides. It is a transcript of the gene l(2)37Cd, whose product is annotated as general transcription factor 3C polypeptide 5. Gene Ontology annotation, biological process: transcription initiation at RNA polymerase III promoter. The coding region runs from base 57 to 1415 and encodes 452 amino acids. Lineage: Eukaryota; Metazoa; Arthropoda; Insecta; Diptera; Tephritidae. The record is from RefSeq and is a predicted model, not a curated record. The transcript is spliced from 8 exons. Gene Ontology annotation, cellular component: transcription factor TFIIIC complex.
AGUUGAAACUAUUAUCUUUAUAUAAGCAUGUAAACAAAAUAUUUCUUACUGCAAAAAUGACUACGAAACAAGUAAACUUUUCUUCCAACAAGGAAUUAGAGAUAAUUGAAUACCCAGCCAAAGUGGUCAAUGAGGAUAAAAUGUUAGAGACGCUCGGGGGUAUAAUUAAUAUCUCCCAGUCUUUGGGAUGUGAACAGAAACGUUUAGAACUACGGUUUCAUCCGAAGAAUCCUUAUAACAAAGUAGUAGGCGGCGAUGCUGUUCAAGGCGCUGGUUUGCUAAUUUCGGUGAAGGUACGACGCUCCAAAAAGAAUCGUAGUAUACCCGCCGAAUAUCGUUUGUGCAUACUUGGACACUGUAAACGAACUUUUACUUUUAAUAGUUUAUGUGAUUUUCAAUUUCUGCCUUUGUACAAGAAGCCAAAUGGUUCAACAUUAAUGUUUAAUUUAUCAAGCCUAAUUCCUAAAGCUGUCACGGAUACAGAUUAUUUUGCACAAACAGAUUUGCCUUUAGUGAGUUUACCACAAAUAUUUGCACGUGUCGACACUACGAAUUCGACUAUAUUUCGUGGUGAUCAACAAGAUGACGGGCAACAUGAUGUCCUGGGUGUGAUACAGAAAUCUACUUAUGACAGUCGCGACAUAGUACCGUUUAGUAUGACAGACGUUUUUCCAGAGCGUCCAGAUUUACAAACUGUUAAACGGAUGCGUAUCAAAUAUGUAUCUGAUGAACAACUACAAAAAGUCAAAAGUUUAUUUGAAGAAUGCCCCAUUUGGACACGUAUAGCGCUGCUAUACGAAUCUGGUGUAUCUCAUGAAAAACUAAAAUGCAUCGUACCAUCCUUGUCGUAUUACUUUUCGACUGGACCGUGGCGUACUCUAUACGUUCGUUAUGGCUAUGAUCCGCGUAAGGAUUUCAAGAGUCGUUAUUACCAAACAUUCGACUAUCGUCUACGUUUUCGUUCUGGCAUGUCCGAAUUCGUAACUAACAGAAAGGAUCAACUGAAAAAGCAAAAUGAGAGUCCCUACGAACUUAGUGAACUGGUACAAGAUAUAAAUUAUCCAUAUUUCGAGGAAAAGAAAUUACCACGCUCUAGGCAAUGCAUUUUAAGAUAUUGUGAUAUACAUAUGCCGAAAAUUCAAGAGAUGAUCGAGAAAAUACCGUCGCCGCGUACUGGUGCAAUAUGUAAUGAGAAAACUGGCUGGCUACCGGCAGGAUUUGACAUGCAAGUGCGUCAAAUAAUGAGUAAUUGCAUUAAAGAACUGUUACGAAAUCAUUACCGUAAAGGACAGAUACAUGCUGAAUUGGAUUCGGUAGAUAAUGAGGAAGAUGCAGACGCUGAAGGUGAUGUUACGUUUGAAGAAGAGGACAAUUUGGAAAAUAGCGAGCUCGGUAGAGAAAUUUUUGAGGAGUAAAUCACGUUACAUGUAUUUUCUAAAUGCAAAUAAAUGAAUACUUUUAAACAUAUUGUUUAUUCAAAUGCAAGCUU